AUGGAUGGUCUCGCCAUUGUAGCCGAAGUUCCACGCUACGAACGUCACCCUCAACUCUAUCACGAUGACGGAGACGUCGUUCUGCGGGCCCACAUCUCGUCUGAAGGACAUCCACUGAGGUACCAGCUAUUCUGCGUCCGGAAGGCGAUUCUGAGUGCCCAUUCCGAUGUAUUCUCCAACCUUUUCUCCGACGCCUCUGAAAACGUCGGGCCAACGUACGAUGGCAAGCCACUGAUCAACAUGGCGGACGAGGCGGCCGACGUAUCCCAUCUCCUAUUAUACCUGUAUGAUUCCUCCCGGUACCUCUUGCGAAAUUCGCACCCCGAUACCCCCUUAGAGCUCCUCGGCGCUGCCAGGCUCGCGGACAAGUACGUCAUGCCCACGGUCCGUGCAGCGAUGGUCAGGCGAGUCACGAUGGACUGGCCAACCACCGUUAGCCAGUGGGACAUUCAUCAAGCCAGGAUCCGUGCCAUGGAGGAGCUCAUCACGCGCCCCGAUUAUCCCCAGUACAUCGUCAUGGCCCGGCUCACCCCAGAGCCCGUCGCCGCCAUCAACUUCGCGCACGCGCAUGGAUGCCCCGAGCUUCUGCCCGCCGCAUUCUACCACCUCGCGUCCAUCGACGUCGGCAACGACUGGACCGUGCUGGACCAAUUCCCCCAUCCGAGCGCGCGGCUGUUCGCGCGCUGGCCGCUGUGUGCAAACGAGGACCUCCUACGCUGCAUGCGUGGGAAGCAGGCGCUCGCGGAAUACCACACCGCGGUGUACACGCGUCUCAAGAACGCGGAGCCGCUUGCGGAGGACUGCAAGUCGUUAUACUGGGUGCCCGGCGGCGCCGUCGGCCAGCAGUGGGACUGGAACGGGAGGCCGAGCCCUCGCUCGCCGUGCGCGCAUUGUAUGCACACGUUGUGCGAGAUGGGGUGGGGACAGGUGCCGAUGGACGAUCCGCUGAGGGCGCUGGCGGAUCUGAUCGACUAUCGGAAUAUUGAGGACCUUACGCGGGCUUGUCCGGCUGGGCUGUGCGUUGACUGUGAGGCGGAGCUCGCACUCUGGGUUACGAAGGAACGGAUGGCGCUAUGGGGACGCCUUUCGGAUUACUUCAAGCUGAAGUAG
Trametes versicolor FP-101664 SS1 is the source of this 1110-nucleotide messenger RNA. RefSeq lists its product as uncharacterized. Gene Ontology annotation, molecular function: protein binding. Lineage: Eukaryota; Fungi; Basidiomycota; Agaricomycetes; Polyporales; Polyporaceae. The transcript has 2 exons. The coding region runs from base 1 to 1110 and encodes 369 amino acids. The record is from RefSeq and is a predicted model, not a curated record.